This is a messenger RNA of Pocillopora meandrina, 4633 nucleotides long. The record is from the annotation of a GenBank genome assembly. Lineage: Eukaryota; Metazoa; Cnidaria; Anthozoa; Scleractinia; Pocilloporidae.
AUGUCUGGAAGAGGAGGUUUUUUUCUUGUUUUGACCGGGCUUGUACUCUUGCUGGUGGAGUUUACAUCGGCUCAAGACGGUAGGUUAUUCGUUAGUAAGAGCUAAGGACAUGUAUCUUACAUUUCUGAUGUGUCAGUCGUCAAGAUCUUACAAGGAUCCCUAUUUCCCUUUCGAAAUGAUCACUCAAACAAUUCAUAUAUAUCUUUCACUAAGUCCAUUAUUUUUUAGUUUCAAGGUAUGCUUUGAAUUCAUGUGCUGUUUUUAGACUCAAAAAUGUCUAUCCGUUCAUCUAUCUCGUUAAAGAGAAUUUAUUGCGAUUCCAAAUCCCAGUGUACUCCAAGCCUAAAUUUCAGAAGGUUAUUGAAAACAACACUUUGCUCAACGCUUUCAUUUCCACCCUUGCAUCACUGAAGAGUAGAGAAAAUGAAAUUUGAGUCAAGCUAAAUGUACAUGUAGUGAUUGACAGUGUAUUGUUUCGGUCGUUUCUUCAUAGUGAUAUCCUUUCAUCAUAUUAUUGUUUUGGCAUCCAUUGCAGAUUGUCAGCAACUAUUAGACUUCGAAGGGGAAUCACAGGAAAACUGUUUGGGACGUAUACCAGAAACCAAAGGAGCAAUAACAUUCUCAACGUCCGUAGCCAAGCUCGGCUCAAGGUCACUGAGAUGGGAAUCUGGCACCACAGGAAAAUCGCGACUGAGGUACACCAGGCCCCGAUCUGCCCGCAUUAGAGGAAGCGAACUAAGCCGAGGAGGUGUGAAGAUGUGGAUCUACAAAGAGACUCCCUCACCCGGAAGGAGCAUGCAAGUUAGAUUCAGAGAUACUGCUCGGAGCAACCAAGUUGGAUCAUUUAAUAUUGAAUUAGGAUUUAAAGGAUGGCGAGGAAUAUGGGUGUCCUAUAGGGAAUGCAAACGUUACUCUCAUAGCCUCAACUCUCCCGCUUCAAUUUAUAGGGUCGAUUUUGUCUUGAGUCAUCACGACAUAAUUUAUAUCGAUAUGCUUGACUUUGUGGGAAGGAUGUCAUUUCAGUCUCGUGACAAAAUAGUUCCACCUUUCACAAGAUUCGGCUCACGAUAUGAUUCUGGGAAAGUCUGGCAGCAAAGCUACCGUUGGAGUCGGCGAGCUCCGACUGCCCUUCCAGAAACGGUGGUUGCUUCAAAGUCCUUGAGUCUCACUCACAUCGAGAGUCGCUUGAAAAACUGGUAUUGCGAUGAGAGAGAAACCACCUAUGAUCUCUCUGGAGAAGCCAAGAAGCGUUGGAAUAAACUAGUGAGUAGCAUUGACGCUGCAUAUCUGGAAUACGAUAGACUUGUAUUUAGAACGCUAGACUCAGGAAAGACAGUGAUAGUCGGGCCUCCUUUGUUCUGUCGCGGUUGUAAAAGAGGAACACGAGCGUAUUCCACGAAAGAUCCAACAAGAAAGUUCAGCUUCGUCCAAAUGCGUAUCAUGCUUCCUUUGGCAAUAGAGUUUUAUCUUAAAUCCCGCGCCAAAGAAAUUUCCCGAACUGUGACAGAAGAAACUCCUGAACUGAGUUCUACUAACAAAGUCGAUGUGGACCGUGCCAUUGAAAGGAUUUGUGGAAACGACGCAAACAGGCAGAAAGAGUUCCGCGAGUACCUUGAAAGUUUGACGAAACCUUACACAAAGGACCAAGUACGCAAAAUAUUAAAUGACGGAAACAAAAAACGUCUUGAGAGAAUAAUUAAACUGCUUGACUACAUUGAAGACCAAGGAUGGGCUGAUGGAAGUGCAAUAGGCUCCCUGGAUCAUGAAAUGAACCGUGGUGGUGCUGGGUACACACACACUCUUUUCUUGUUGAAAGACGCCUUACAAGGGGACACUAAAUACAGAUCAAGACUUUUAAACUUAAUAAAUACUGCCAAGUGGUAUAAUGAUUUUGGUGAAGUUUACCAAUCGACGUUUGAGUAUAAUGGAACUACGGCUGACAGAAUGAUUACAAUAAUGUUGUUUCGACUUAUGAUUGUGUUGAUAAUGCCUGCUAAGUCGGAUAUGGAAAAAAAGGAGAGGCAGAGGGAUAUGGAUGCUUUGAAAAGGUGGAUGGAUAACGCCCUGAGUAUUAACAAAGCCUUCGGUGGAGUCAUUAAACCUGACUAUACUGGCUUUCAUCACAUGACAUUCUACGCAUCUGCGUAUGCCCCACACGCAUAUCAUACAGCUGCGCAAGUGCAAUAUCUUCUUGAAGGAACCGACUUUGCUCUUUCAGAUGGGUCAAAACAAAAUUUACGGGAAGCCCUUGAAACAUUAAGGCUGGUAGCAGUAAAGUAUUCAACACCAAACAGCGUCGGAGGACGCUUUGUAGACUAUUCCAAAAAGGUUUUGAUAAGAAUUCUCCCAGCAUACGCCUACAUCAGUGUUUCCCAUCCAUCUGGGCCACUGGCAUCAACCCCAGCCGAAGAAAUCUCAGUUCCUGCCGUUAAGAACGUUGGGAUGUUUUUACGUCUGUACCAGCCUACUGAUGAAUUUGUUAAAAAGUACUUGGAAGAUGGAACGGUUAACAGGGGAAAAUCGUAUAUGAACAGUCUUGGAUCACUGAAGAUUAUGUCCAUCGUAAGUUUAUUAACUGAACGUUGCUGAAUGCCUAUACAUGUAGCUGCUUCCUCAACCUUUUUAAAGAUUUUAAUCAGAUUUUUUUCUAGUGGCAGGAAUCACAUUCCUAUAUAUAUAUAAGUAAAACAAGAAUAAGGUGUUGAAUAAGCUACUUUGGAUUUGAUUCCAAAAAGAGGAAUAGACUUUAAAGGUAGUUAACCCCUUUUUAAUGUAAUUCCAAUGCAAGGCUACAUGAAAAUUGGGCUUCAUUUGAUUCCUUUCGUUUAUAAUAAGUUAAGAAUUGCUUUCACAUUUGAGCGAAAAGCUUGCUUGUGUGUACUAGAAGAACGAUGCAAGAAUAAUUAUGUUCCUGCCUAAAGUUCAACGUUUCGCAAAAUACACCCCAAUGCUGUUAAUAUAAAGCUUCCUUCCUGCAAUACAACAUUGCACAGCAACCCUUUAAAGAUAGGAUGAAAGACAAAAAUCAUAAAAAAUGAGAGAAAAAGAGAGAUUGGGGGCACAUUCUUACCCUUUUAUAAGCUUGUAACAAUAGCACUGUACAUAUUAUUUGGUGCAAAGUUAUAUUUUAAUUUUUUAGUAUCUUUGCUGAUUUCUUUCUUGUUUUUAUCGAACCUAGGUCUUUUCUAAAGGUACAUCUCCUGAGCCCUCCCCUGAAGGUCAUUGGUCCAAGAACUUUGCUGCUCUCUCAAUUCAUCGUCGUAAGGACUGGGCAGUGACGAUAAAAGGCUUUAACCGGUUUGUCUGGGACUUUGAGGGAUCUACAAGGGUAGGAAAACCUGAAAAUGUUUAUGGUACCUAUCAGAGUCAUGGUUCAAUGUUGAUAGCGAACAGCGAAGAAGCAUUGAAGGCUCACGAUAUAAACAAUGGAUGGGAUUGGACAAAAAUACCUGGAGCCACAACAAUGUCCCUGACUCUCGCUCAGACGAGUCUGAGUAAGGCAAGAAACUUCAGUCCACGAUCUUCUGCUGGAGGAGUAACCUACAGAGGACCAGAGCCUUUAUCCAGCGGAGUAUUUGGCAUGCACUUCCGCCAACCCAGGUACAGUUUUAUGGAGGCGAGCCACCCCUAUCCAAAUAUCAAUCUCCGCUUUAAGAAAUCUGUUUUCUUUUAUCAAAACGUGUUGGUCUGCCUAGGAAGCAACAUCAGAAUAAACAAUGGCGGAGCAACUCAAGCUCAAACGACCCUUUUUCAAGACAAGCUGAUAAGUGACAGCACGUCCAUUAAAGUUGACGAUGACCGAAAGGAUGAUUCAACUCUUUUUAACGCCAUGACCCCAUUUUCAACUCCAAAAGGAAGUAGAAGGGGAUACACUACUUUGGUGGACACCAAAGGCAACAGCUACUACAUUCCAAGAUCAAGUGCAUCCGAUCUUAAGGUUCAUGUACAAACACAAAACUCGCAAACGCCCUCAGCUAAACCAUCCAGUGGCACCUACGGUACCGCCUGGCUGGAGCACAGUACACCUGAUGGGAGUUACGAGUACGCAGUUCACAUAAAUACUCCUUCAUAUAAAGGCUCUGCUGACUAUUAUUGGAAAAAACAACAAUUUGAUAAGUCACUUAAGCUAUACAGGGUUAUUAAGCAAGACAGUGAGGCUCAUGUGGUCCGAUUUGAAAGAUCUCCUGAACGUGAUCAUGUCUUGGUUCCACUAUACGGUUAUGUUGUUUUCCAAGAAACCUCAUCUCUUCCUUCCUGGGGGAUUGUCUCGGGAGUGAGCAGACAAUGCAGGAUUAUGGCGGAAGAAAACACUCAGGAGAUUUACUUAAGCAUUAGUUACCCCGACCUGAAUUUCCCUGGCUCAAAAGUCUUGCGAACCUCCGACGAUAUCAAAGCUCGGGAAAUGUUUCGAAUAGAAAGCGAUGAGAUCCAAGUUGAAGUCGCCUUGGCACGCAUUGUGAGCACAACUCUUCCAGAACUACCCAAGGUACACGGUUCUCCAACUAGUUACGAGCCAAGGGUUCGAGUGAUUAGAACAGUUACCGAGAAACCGAGCCGAGGAAACAAACUAGUCUUUGCCAAUCUGAAGAACGGAUUCAGCGUGGAAGUUAAACUGACCAAAAUAAAUUGUUGA